AUGCCUUCCGCCGUAGAUAUCAAGCAGAUCGUCGACACGAAGCCCCUGGCUUUCACCAUCAAGACCGGAAAUGGUCGAUGGCAAUGCCAGAUCCACAAGGACAGAGCCUCAUACGAGCGCGCCCGCACCGUCAGAAUCCCGGGAAUCUCACGUAGCGACUCGGGCCUCUCGACCUCGUCGACCUCAUCGACGAGCUCGAAGGCGUCGCAGUAG
Messenger RNA from Annulohypoxylon truncatum, 213 nucleotides. RefSeq lists its product as uncharacterized. Bases 1 to 213 code for a protein of 70 amino acids. Lineage: Eukaryota; Fungi; Ascomycota; Sordariomycetes; Xylariales; Hypoxylaceae. The transcript is spliced from 2 exons. The record is from RefSeq and is a predicted model, not a curated record.